GCGCGCUUUCUUAUGUUAAUGCAGGUCUGACAUCAGCAGUGAGAUCAAAGCGGGGCAGGGGUACUUUAGAGCUGAGUCUGCCCCCACUCAGGCUCACUCACUCUCCUCUGCUCAGACCUCUCUGUCUCUCACACACUCUCUCUCUCUCUCUCUCUCUCACACAUAUACACACACUCACACUGGCUCUGAUACACACCAUGCCUACCUGUCCGGAGCUACUCUACCACCCCGUGCUGGAUUUUACUCGCGCUUCAGGCUGACACCGACUCAGACUCUGUGGAAGGAUAUUCCGGCCGCUUUUAUUAUUAUUUUCCCUGCGUCGCUUUAUUGAACGGAAAGAAGUGAGCGCCGCAGCAAAGGGUUCAGAAGAGGAGGCCGUGUCAUGAGCGCUGACCUUUGAGUCUGAGCCAAGAAGCCAAACCGCCCUUUGUAUUUGUGUCUUGUGUGAACUGCAGCCACUGUCCAACCAUGAGGAGCAGCUCUCAUGUCCUUCCUCUUGGCGUGCUCACAGCUCUGCUGCUGUCUCAGGUCUGCUCUGGCAUCAAAUGGCUAGCACUGUCACACGCUCCUGCAUCUUUACACAUCAACCAGACUCACCACUGUAAGCUGCUGCCCGGCAUGGUGUCCUCCCAAGCUCAGCUGUGCCGCAGCAACCUGGAGCUCAUGCAAACCAUUAUCCAAGCUGCCCGCGAAGUCAAGAAAACAUGUCAGAAGACCUUCGCUGAUAUGCGUUGGAACUGUUCCUCCAUUGAGAUCCCUUCCGAUGCCCCCAAGUAUCGUCCAGACCUCGACCGAGGAACGAGGGAGGCUGCGUUCGUGUACGCUCUCUCUGCUGCAACCAUCAGCCACACCAUAGCACGGGCGUGCACCUCUGGAGAUUUGCGUCUGUGCUCAUGCGGUCCCAUCCCAGCGGAGAUCCCAGAGCCCGGCUAUCGCUGGGGGGGCUGCGCUGACAACUUGCACUACGGUUUGAUGAUGGGCUCCAAGUUCUCUGAUGCUCCCAUGAAGAUGAAGCGUGCCGGCUCCCACGCAAACAAACUGAUGCACCUACACAACAGUGAGGUCGGGAGACAGGCACUGAGAGACGCGCUGGUGAUGAAAUGUAAAUGCCAUGGGGUGUCCGGCUCCUGCUCCAUAAGAACCUGCUGGAGAGGCCUGCAAGACCUGAGGGAGAUCGCCAUGGACCUCAAGACCAAGUACCUGUCAGCCACCAAAGUGGUUCACCGGCCCAUGGGGACGCGCAAGCAGCUGGUACCUAAAGACAUUGACAUCAGGCCGGUGAGGGAGAACGAGCUGGUCUACCUGCAGAGCUCCCCGGACUUCUGUACCAAGAAUGACAAACAGGGCUCCGUUGGCACACAGGACAGGCAGUGCAACAAAACCUCGCUUGGCAGUGACAGCUGUGACCUGAUGUGCUGCGGCCGUGGCUACAACCCGUACACGGAGAAGCUGGUGGAGCGCUGCCACUGCAAGUAUCACUGGUGCUGCUACGUAACCUGCAAGAAGUGUGAGCGGAUCGUGGAGAAAUACGUCUGCAAAUGAGUCCAUGCCGCCACCGCUGCUGCCGCCGCCGCCACCCACACCUGCGGCCCUCUACAUGUACUCAGCCACCCGAGGCUACAGAUUAACCAAAGCACUACAGUACCAAGAAGGCUUAAUCUUGUCUUAAGCUUUAGCAUGUGUAUCUCAAGGAGAAGUGGUCUAUUCUUGUGUCAGUAUCAUUUUUUGUAUCGAAUCUCCAAACUGCCAGUUGGGCUUCUAACCUUUUUCGCUUCACAAACCUGGAUGUGGAGAGUGUGGCGACAGUGUCAGUCGGUUUACGUGAAGGCCGCCGUCCUCCUGGGUAUUUUCUUUUUCUUGUUAAUGAUUAUGAAUUCCCGCACCAGGGAUAUUGAAAGUCUAUUUUAUUAUAUCUCUAUUAAAAAGAAAUAAUAUUGGAUUUUAUGCUGGAGGAGAGGGAUUGUCUUUUUCCCUCACUAGACAGAGACUUGUGUUUGACUUUAUUCCACGGGAUUCGAUGGGUUCUGGUGGAACCACGUGGUACUUUUUUUUAGGUACUAUUAAAACUUUUUUCCUCUGCAGAAAUGGACAAUAGAGGAAAAGGAAACACAAAGGGAACUUCAAGUACUUUUUCAAUCAUGGAACAUUUUUGUGGUUGAUGUUUUGGACUCACCAUGUGUCCUGUGUGGAUCAUGACUGCAUCCCUGUGGAUUGAGAGAGGACAAUUGAGAACUUUGUGAAAUGGUGCAUUAUCAUCUUUAUGUCUGACAUGCAGGCAGUUCAAAAUAUAUUCUAUUUUUUAGAGCAUAUGAGCUGAACUCAUGGAUUUUGUAAACCACUUUUGUGUGGAUGUACAUACUGUUAUUUUGUAUACUGAAAUAAAGAAAGAAGUAUUUAUAAAAUAAUUAAAUGAUCUUCACCAUGAUCUUUACAUGGA
Seriola aureovittata is the source of this 2437-nucleotide messenger RNA. RefSeq names its product wingless-type MMTV integration site family, member 11 (gene wnt11). Gene Ontology annotation, biological process: neuron differentiation; multicellular organism development; canonical Wnt signaling pathway. Gene Ontology annotation, molecular function: frizzled binding; cytokine activity. The record is from RefSeq and is a predicted model, not a curated record. Lineage: Eukaryota; Metazoa; Chordata; Actinopteri; Carangiformes; Carangidae. The transcript is spliced from 6 exons. Bases 469 to 1542 code for a protein of 357 amino acids. Gene Ontology annotation, cellular component: extracellular region.